AUGGUGCGGCGUCGCGUUGGUGGGAACUCGCGUGUGCUUCGCAAAAAGAAACUUAAACUAUCCAAGAGGGCCUCCACUUCAGGUGAUAUUUCCGCGGUGGUCGCUGCAGCUGUCGGUGUGAAGAAGAUCACGCAGCUGCGACUUAAAAAGUCGGGUGGUCGGGCGGCGUCAGGAAAGCAACGGGUUGCCGCACUCGAGGCGUUGAGAAAACAGCGCAGUCAGCUGCUGAAACAACAGGCCGCUGAGCGCAUGGUGCUAAAAGAGCACACAAGAGGGUUGGAGACGCGUCGUCAGCGGAUACGCAAAGGGGAGAACGCGAAGAUGGAGCGGCGGGAGCUGGGGAAGUACAUCCGUCAGCUAAAGGAGGAGCAGAAGAAGAAGCAUCAGUCGGAACUCGCCGUCAUUGAGGAGGCGGUGAAGAAAAACGGCGGGAGGAAGGGAUACGACAUGAAACGUGACGCCGACGAAUGGGAAGACGUCGAGGAUGAUGCGGAGGAUUUUGAUGAGGAUGAACUGCAGAACAUGUUUGCCCACUUGACCACCUAG
Molecule: messenger RNA, 546 nt
Organism: Trypanosoma rangeli
Lineage: Eukaryota; Euglenozoa; Kinetoplastea; Trypanosomatida; Trypanosomatidae
Exons: 1
Coding region: 1-546 (181 amino acids)
Source: RefSeq, a predicted model, not a curated record